Messenger RNA from Uncinocarpus reesii 1704, 1791 nucleotides. RefSeq lists its product as uncharacterized. The coding region runs from base 1 to 1791 and encodes 596 amino acids. The record is from RefSeq and is a predicted model, not a curated record. The transcript is spliced from 2 exons. Lineage: Eukaryota; Fungi; Ascomycota; Eurotiomycetes; Onygenales; Onygenaceae.
AUGGACAAUGUCAAGCACCAAGACAACAUGAAUGGGUUUAACUGGGAAAGGGCCCAGCAGCGACGAACUGCUGGACUUACAAAUGCUACCGGUGGCCGUCCAAAAGAUAGGGCUAUCAAAAAGGGCGGCGAGCAGGAAAAGGGGACACCGCACAAAUUUUCAAGAGCAAGGAGUGUUUGGCGACAAUCUGCUUUACCAACACACGCCACUCACUCGGACAAUAAAAGAAACACCCCUGAUUGGAGAAAGAAAGGUGCACAGACUUCCCAGAACAAGGCGGAUGGCUGGAUAGUUGGGAAUAAUCAAGGGAGUCAACGCACAGAAGACAGUUGGGCAAGUAAGGAUGACAUCCAAGGAAACAAGAACACAGGUGAUGGCUGGACAAUGAAGGAUGACAAUCAAGGAGACAAAAACACGGACAAUGGCUGGACAGCAAGCAGCAGUGUUCAGAAACCAGUCACCGGAAAUGGUCUGGUAGUAAGUGAUGCUAAACCAACAUCACUCCCUAAAUUCCACCCUAUCAGGGCAGAUAAUCGUUAUAGACAACAAAAGAGCCACCCAUGUGGCGGCAGCACCAAUAUUAAACUCUCGGACUUGCGCGCCAUGCAAAAUGGGAUUUUGAAAUCCGCAAAGAUUACCCACUGUGAAUAUGCGGGAUCAUACAAUUGGCUUGACAAUUCAGUGCCAACAAUCCUGAUACCAGGGGCACCACCCGUCUGGACGCCCAUUCGUGGACCUCACCAACUCAAGCAGGAUAAGGGCAAAUAUUUCCGCGAUCAAAAUUCCGCACGAUGGCGAAAGCAUCCUCUAGAGCCAGCAAUUCGAGCGGUUUUGGACUAUAACCCCAAAUUUGAUCCAGAGGAUAUUGACGUUGUUACCUGCGCCGGGAUCCUAGGCAGUCUGUUCAAAUUUGCUUCCUCAGUCCCGUGGACGUUUGGGUUCGAUAUGGAAAAAGUGGGCAAGACUGUCUUUAUCGUCAGACGCGAGAAAAAACCAGACGAAAUCAUCGAAGGAGUUUAUGGAUAUGGCCAUACCUUUCCCGAGGCUAACACUAGCUGGGACACGUCAGUGAAAAACUCCGUUUCCCAUCAAAGAAUCAUUCGAUAUCGAUUUGCCGGACUCAAUCUUCUGGUUCGGUAUGAAGCGGACGGGUACUUCCCUAAUAUGGUCCAUAAGCUGGAUGAGCUUUUCGAGGUUAUUGGACGUGAUGCAAAAACGAGCGACGUCGACAGCCUAGUCGAUGCUACAAAGAAACAUCAAGUGACCGAAACACGAGCAACUGAACAUAGCACGCUUCAGAUUCGGCAGGCGGGAUCGAUUGUGCCUCAAGAAGCUCUAUUUGACAUCAAAACCCGCCACAAAGACAAUGAGAUUGAUAUGCUUGUCCAGCUCCCACGUCUAUGGGCACGCCAGAUGAAGAAUUUCGUCCUUGCCUAUCAUCAAAAUGGAUUUUUCGGCGAAAAAACCAUUAUUCAAGACCUUAGCACCGAUAUCGAAAAAUGGGAAGACGCCAAUCAAUCGACCCUGUCACUUGUGGCAGUCGGUCUAAAGAGAUUAAUCACAGAGAUCAAUAAAUCUGAGACGUCGCGCUUGGAGGGUUGGCGAAGUCGAGACGGCCCAUUAGUCCUUCGAGCUCAGGACGACGAGUCGAAAAGCGUAUUGCCCGCAGAUCUCACGUCAAAAUGGGAGGGAACGCAUUCAGAAACCGAGGAGGAGGAGGAUGGGCCCCCCAGCGAAGACGAAUGGGACUUUGUCGACCCGAAAGGAAAAGACCUUUUGCUUGAUUAUUAG